This is a messenger RNA of Copidosoma floridanum, 1556 nucleotides long. Its product is annotated as tetraspanin-7-like. Gene Ontology annotation, cellular component: plasma membrane. The record is from RefSeq and is a predicted model, not a curated record. NCBI's taxonomy places the organism in Eukaryota, Metazoa, Arthropoda, Insecta, Hymenoptera, Encyrtidae.
CGAGGGGCGCGUGCGCGGGGACGGCGCGAGAGUUUGCCUGGUGCUGCUCCGUCAUCGAUCGCGGCUGCUGCACCAGCAGCAUCAGGUCCCCGAGCCCAGCAGCAGCAGCAACAGCUUAAGCUCCGUGCCAAAACAACAACAACACCAUCAUCGUCAUGGCCAAGAAACUGGAGACCGUCGCGGCCAUGGCCUGCAUGACGGUGUUUCUCAUGCUCUUCAAUCUAGUCUUCAUCUGCUCGGGUCUGGCGAUGCUCUGCGUCGGUAUUUACAUGAGGAUGGAGCUCCAGAGUUACGCGAAUCUCGGGAUCGAGAGCAGCGGCGCCGCCCUCCUGGCCCUCUCCUCCCUGGGCGCCCUAGUCACUCUCGUCGGGGUCCUCGCCUGCUGCUGCACGACCAGACAGCAUCCGGCACUCCUCUACCUGUACGGAGCCUUUCUGGCGAUGGUUGCGCUGCUCGAGCUGGCAGCCGGCGCCUCCAUGUACUCGUAUCGCACGAGCCUGAUCGAGGGCUUCGACCGGGGCCUGAACGAAACCCUCGCGGCCUACGGCACCGACAAAUCCAAGAACUUGCACGUCGACACGAUGCAAAGCACGCUGCACUGCUGCGGUAACCGCGCCUACACCGACUGGCUGAACAUGUCGCCGCCCAAGGCCGUGCCGAGCUCGUGCUGCAGCGUCCAGCCGGGCGAGUGCGAUACGAACAGCGCCGAGGACCUCUACACCGAGGGCUGCUACAGCCGCGUGAUGAACUUUGCGCGGGACAACGUGGGCCUCGUGGCCGGAGGCGCCCUCGGACUGGCCGUCUUCCCUAUGGCAGGUGUCUUCCUGGCCUGCUGUCUCGCCAGUUACAUCAACAAGGUCAACUACGAGCAAAUAGCUUAGACUUAGGGGCGGGCCUGCAACGAGAGGCGGCCAAAACCACAUCAGCAUCAUCAGCAGCAACCACCACCACACGCCGAGUGUUUCAGGAGCGAUCGGUGUCGGCAGCCCCCGCAGCAGCACUACACGUACCAGGCUUGCUGCACGGCCGGACCACCGCUACCUAGACGGCCCGCCUCGGCCCAGCUGCUACGGCCGGGCUCUGCUUCCUCGCGCUCGCGCUCACCGGCCACCCGCAGCGAGCACCGGCUCUCCCCGGCCGAGCGCGCCGAACUCGUCCUCGACCUGCGCCGCCUCAAGCUCAACAAACCGCCCCAGGCCAGUUACUGAGCGCCACCCUUCAUUUCUUCCUUCCUUCCUUCCUUACCUUCUCUCCUGACGAUGAUGAUGAUGAUGAUGAUGAUGAUCUUCUUUUCCAUCCUGCGAGCAUCUCUUGAUGAUUCGAUAAUCAAUCAUUUUGUUCGAUUUUACGCAGCUGAUGGACUUUUACACGUGAUUUACACAAUACACGUUGAUUCUUCACUGUGCCAUGGAAAAGCGUUACGUCACGGAUUAUUCGGGAUAAGAUGGGUAGAGACGAAAUCGUGAUUCGAUAUUAUGAAAAAUAAACAAUAGUUUCGCCAAAACUGUGGCCAAAAUCUAAACGUCUUUUUCUAUAUACAGUAAACAAAAAAAAAC